UAUCCAAUAUGGCGGUCUUUUUCUAGUGGAGAAUUGUUUCAUCUCACAUGUGAUUAUAGGUAAUUUGGCAUCAUAUUUUGAACACUGACCGGUAUAACGACCUAAAAGAGUUAAAGCCAUCUCUGUUUAGAGGGGUAAUGCAUUGUGGAUGGUCACACUGAGCGUGCGGAUUCGCUUUGGGCACCACAGAAACUUGUGUUUGAAUACAGUUACCGCCAGCGAGUUCCCGCUAUCGAAGCAUCUAUUGUUCGCUAAAUGUCACGUUGUGGGAUUCUUGGAGGGUUGGCUUGUACACUCGAUUAAGAGGAUAAGAUAUUUUCAUGGAUUAUCAUGAGUGAUCAAGGAACCAGUGAACAAGCCAUCAAUGGACCUAAAUGCAUUGAAAUUCCACGAGGCUGGAGCCGGAUUCUUGAAAAUGGUUCCAUUUUGUACAUCAGUCCAAACAACAGCCGAUUGAGGUCCUUAGAAAAUGUGAUUGAGUAUCUCAAGACAGAUGGAACCUGUAAAUGUGGACUGGAGUGUCCCUUUUUCAUUCACAAAGUGUUCAACUUUGAUGCAAGAAUUCCAAGCAAGCCUAUUCUAGUGAACAGCAGAGCAGAACCUUUGCAAUCAGGGUGCAAACACUGUGUUAUUGACUAUUUGGAUGUUUCAAACAACCUUCAGCAGUCAUCAGAAGCCACAGGAAAUGAAGCUAGUGAUGCCAAACUGUCAGGAUUUUCAGCAGUGGCCCCUAAAAGAGGUCCAGGAAGACCUCGCAAUCCCUUAUCCAAGUCACGGAGAGUUGCUGUACUAAAGCAUGACCUUGACAGAUCAACCUCACCACUCCACAACAUUCCUCUUCCUGUUCCAAGCUCCAUUGCCAACAGUCCUGUCCAGAGUGUUCCAGCCAACAUUGCAGUUGAACAGGGCCCCUUGCCAAGCUUUGCGACCAUUGUGAGUAGUUCAAAACUCUUUAACCCAGGAGCAGGCCUGGGGAAUACUAAGUUGGUGAGUAGUACUGUAACAAGUGUGGUAAACGGCUCUCCUAUAGCAGCAGUGACAGCACAUCCAUCAAAAACAGCCACUACAACAGCUAGUGUUAACUCAGCUCCAAGCCACAGUGUCUCAGCAACUACAUCAGCUGUUACUACUUUGGCUACAAUGGGACAGACUGUAAUGGAAGUUACUAAAACUACAGCCUCUGUUGCAACCACAGUAGUUGUCAGUCAUCAGCACACAGCAGUUGCUGCAGCAUCACAACCGAUUAAAGACCAAACAGAAAAUACUCUGCCAAAGAGUACUAGUUCUUUGAUCUUUGGUGCAGCAAAUACUCCCUCAACCAAUUUGCCAUCCAAUAGUAAGGAACCUAGCAGGUUAACAAUAUCAAGUUCAGUGGCAUCAAUGGUGUCCACAAGCACAACAACAAUUUCAACUGGCACACAGGGUGUAAAGUCAGUUGCCAAUAUUAAUAAACUUCCUGAUGUCAAAGCUACACCCAAAGUGUCUGCUCCACGCACCAGCAAAGCAACGAAAUCUUAUGGACCAAGAAAAACAGUUGCAGCGACUCUCAAAGCUGCUGCUGCUGCGAAGGCAUCCAAUCCCUCAGCUGAUGCCGUAAAACCUGGUGUUAGUGACCUUAUUCAACGAACAUAUCAAACGACUUCUACUGCCGCUGCUUCUGUUCCCUCUUCUGAGAAGAAGCAGGCAGCCAGUAAUGCAUCGAAAUCUCCCGCACUGUCUACACCAAGUGUCGCAACUACUGUUCAAGCACCAGCGUUAUUCCAUAGUGUGCUUAAAGAUGCAAUAAUGAAUGAGCAAGGUAGCGCUGUUACUUCAACUUCACCAAGUAUAACUACUACUGUAAAAAAUAUUACCAGCACAACAAAUGCCGCACUCAAUCACAGCUUAAGAGGAUCUCAGUCUGCGAGUAGUGCUUCCUCUCGUAGUAAGUCUGCAGCAAACAAGGAAACAACCCAAGUGACAACAGCUUUGCUUCAUGGCGUCCAAGUGAGUCAUUUACCACCAAGUGUGUCCCAGAAGGUACCAGCUCACAGGCCUUCGCCACAACUGCCAGGAUACCCCAUUUCGUCAGGUGCCUUUGGCAGCCAAGCGCCACUUGCAACAACAAGUCAACAGCAGAAUGUUACAGCUGCCACCAUGGCUCAAAGUUCGGCUCAAACAUCAGCUCCUGUGAGCAUCUAUGGACAGGCGCAGCAUACAGCUGGCUCGUCUCAAAUACCAUCCUUGCAGAUCACAGCAUCGCAAGCUCAGGGAGGUGUUUUCUUUCAAGGCAACGGAAAUCAAGUAUUCCAAAUGAAUGUGGAUUCAAGCCAGCUGAAGGGCGCUUAUCAACUUCAUGGAGCACUUUACCAAGGGGCUAUUCCAGCGACAUUUCUUGCUACAACUAAUGUGAACAAGGCUGCAUCAUCUAAUACACCAGGAGGGAUCCCUCAUACGAUGUACCCCACGAACCCCUAUAUGCUUGGCAUUGUGAUGCCCGCUGCCUUAACGCAAUCUAUGCCAAACCAGCCUGGUCAAUCCGCACCAACAACAGCAACGUCUCCAUCAGCAACAGCUGCUGCGGCUGCGGCUGUUGCUGCGGCAACCCCAGUAGCGUCGUACUCUUACAAUAAUCAAAAUGCAGCAAUCGCUGCAGCAUUUGAGUCAUUUGUUCCCAUUGCACCAGCUGCGUCUCCAAGGUUUUCCCAAACUCUGGCUCAUUUAGCAAGUGCGUACACCCCAUUUUUGCCAAGGGGUGCUGUGCAAGGCAACGCCCCAGUGCAAUUUGCUGCACAAAGGAUGUUAUCGAUGGGAACGAUGCAUCCUCAAUCAGGUGGAAACGGUCAAAUGGGGCAGACAGUUCUUAAUCUUGGAGAUUACACCGUUAAAUAUCCACUAAAUACAGCGAAACCUGGAUCAUACGGUACACAAUCACCCUCUGUUAGUAGCGUAAGUCAAGCUAACACUCAUCAACAACAGACAGCUGUCGUUGCUGCAAUGCCAUAUGUCGCGUUCGGCCAAGUCAACCCUCCUCGCUUUCCGUUUUCUGUGAAUUUUGCGGCGCCAAGUGCCAGUACAACUCCGUCCGUGACAUCAUCUACGCCGUCACCAGCUUGUAGUUUCGUCACAUCUGCCACUACACCUCAUCAAUAUGGGGCCUGUAGUAGCUCAGAUUCCCACGCCGUGCCCGGGUAUGUGGCGAUGCCGUUUAGCACCAGCUCAGGAAGUACAACUCACUCUUCUUCAGCUCCCACCCCACAUCCUGGCAGUGCAUUCUCUCCUCCCUCCAGUCAUACGGCUACAAGCCACAGUAGUCAAAGGGUGGAUGUAUCAGGACCUGCUCCACACCUAUCUUCAUGGUGUGGAACUAAAAGUUUAACUGGAGCAACAAAUCAACGAAGAUGCAGUACUCCUGAGAGUACAAGCACAGGGGCUUGCAGUGUGGCUAAUUCAAGUGCUUUUUCUGUUCCAUCAAGCAGAAGUAGCUGUAUGGAAGUCAGUACUUCGUCUGUGACUGCGCCCAAAACACCAAGUUUCAGCCCGUCGCCCAGGCUUCCUGGAGUUACGUCUCCCUUGAACUCACCACUGACUAUGCUUCCUCCUAAUCAGGGGGUAUCUGCUUGCCGCGCGUCACCAAAGAGUGAUUCAUCCCUUUCAAGCGGUAGAAGCAACGUAGAAAGCGUUCCGUCUCGUUGUCAAUCGUUAAGUGUGAAUGAAAGUCACCCGACGAAAACGUCUUCAUCUGAUACUUCUUGCGCUCCUAAGAGAGCUUCUUAUAGUGACUCUAGUGAUCAAUCCAAAAAGGCGAAAUAUGAUGAGUCAGCGUAUUAUGAAGCAUAUCCGCUACUGGGUCUGAAGAGAUCUUGUGAGGCCAUAGAAGCGUAUUGCAGCCCAGAGAGAGACGAUGAGGAGGAGGAGGACAAUGAAAUAGGUGAUCGUACGGUGUCAAAAAACGAUUCACCUUCCCCUGUAAACCACCAAUCAGGGGAAGAAAAUGUAACCAGCAAAAAAUGUAGCAACUUAAACAACGAAAACGGCAGCAGAGGAUUAGCAAACAGCGACAAUGAACCAGUCAGCGACAAGCGCCAGUCUCACUCGGUGUAUAACGGAGACGUUUCAGCCAAUCAAAAAGAGAGAUCACGAGACCAAAGUGUACAAAUGGUCACUGACAACGCGUUUCCUAAUGUCAAGACGAAUCCCAUGUCAUCUAACACGCCCAAUAACCAAGAAUGUCUGCGUGGGCCUUCCGUACCCAUUACAAGACCCCAGUUUGAUAUCGGUGAUAUUGUAUGGGCACAGGCGAGGGGACUGCCAUCUUGGCCGGGCAAGGUCGUGGAUGCAAGCGAGGUUGGGAAAGGAAGACCUGAUGAUGGAAAGCGGUGGGUGAUGUGGUUUGGUGACCAUACAUUCAGUCAAGUUGAAGUGGAUAGACUCAAGACUCUCUCUGAAGGACUUAGAACACUCGACGACAAAGCUCGCAAGAAAAAGUACAAGGCUAAGAAGGCAAGGAUUGGGUUGGAACAAGCAAUUAGUGAGGCUUUAGAGGCUCUCGAUGUGAGGGAACGUCUUCGAGGUAGGCAAGCUUCCAGAUCGAAAGCCAAAAAGAAACGCCUUAGAUGACGACGCAAGCAGCAAUUGAAUCGUAUUUGAAUUCUUUUUAAGUGGGUCUCGUAGAAUUUGUGCUUAUAUUAUAGACAAGUAGUAAUAUAUUACUGGUACUAAACCAAACACGCAAGCUAAGUACACAGGAAGUUAGUGGUUAUGAAGUACUCAUUUACUACAAAUAACUUUUUAUCUUUAGAGCCAAUUUUUUGAGCAGAAAGAGAAACAGAACCUUUUCUCCAUAAUGAGUUUCUUAGCAAUUAAUCCUAAUUCUGCAAUCUUUUGUAGACUAAAAAAACACAGGAAAACUUAAUUGAUAUGUAAUAAUUUCAAUCAGGGCCAUGUGUAUAAGUAUCUUUUAAAAAAUCGAAGCAAAAACGUGCAGCCGACCCUAUGUCAUUUAAUUGGCUAAGGGGACGAUGGUCACAGUAUGAUAUGCGUAUUCUGCUAACCAGUAACCCACGGUUAGAAAACUGGGUCGAGUACUCGAAGUCGAGGCUUUAAUCUAUAAGGCAAACAAACUCUUCUUUUGUGGUUUGACUUGUGUCUUCUGUUUUUUUUUGUCGUGU
Molecule: messenger RNA, 5150 nt
Organism: Pocillopora verrucosa
Lineage: Eukaryota; Metazoa; Cnidaria; Anthozoa; Scleractinia; Pocilloporidae
Cellular component (GO): chromocenter; nucleus
Molecular function (GO): chromatin binding; DNA binding
Source: RefSeq, a predicted model, not a curated record